AUGAUCAACUCAUCUCCCUUUUCCCGCUCGCAACUUGAUGAUUCAUAUCAGAGCUCAAGUUUUCAAGGAGAAGAUUAUCCAAGUGUUUCGGGACAUAAGGAAUUUACUCCCACCAACAAUAGAUACAAACAAGAUCCAGUUGAAAAUGAAAAUUCCUUUCAAAAAAACAAUUUGAAUGGAUUGGACAGAAGUUUUGGAGGACUUUCAUCAAAUUCAGUUGAGGCUAGACAAAUUCAAUUCUCGAGCAGUAGAGAAACACAAGAUUACAACAACAUGGGAGAAAAGAACUUUACUAGUCCUCUGAGACACUCCACUAGUAAUUAUCCAGCGAUAUUUCAACAACAACAGCAACAACAAACCUUAGAAUUUUCACCUCCUCGUGUAACAUCAUCUCUCCGUUCCUCAUAUUCUGGAAUUAAUAAUAUUCAUACCAGGCCAACCUCUCCUAAGUAUCAUCAACCUCUCCUCAAUACCAUCAACAAACCUUCAUCUGAACCGCCUCAAGUAUUUUCGCCAUCUUCAUCCAUCAGCUCAUGUCCAGUGAGUCCAAUAGUGAAAGAUCAUAUUGGUACAAGUUUUGGUUUUGAAUCAUCUAGUUUAGUUAAAAUACCAAAAAACACUGCUAAUUAUCAUGCACAUUUCUCAACUCCAACUAGUUCAUAUGUCAGAGCUGCUAGUGAGAAGGGUAUUCCUCUCUGUAAAUUACACCAACUUCCUGUAGAUAUUUUAUGUAAGGAGUGUUCUGAAUUGAUUUGUGCAAAAUGUUCAAGAAGUUCUGUUCACAACUCUCACGAUUGUCAAUUAAUAGACGAAAUGGAUAGAGAAAAGGAGUGUAGAGAUAUCAGAUCAACUGUGGAAGUUUUAGAAUCUAGAGUAAGUAAGAUCCAACAAGCUUGUGGAACUCCAUAUGAAUUGGAUCUAAUGAAUCGACAACACGAAGAAGCAGUAAAUGAUAUUAAGCGAGAUUUUGAAAAAGCUAGAGAUUAUCUAUACAGAAAGGAACAAGAACUUCUUGAAUCCCUAUCAAUGAUUGUCCAAUCCAGAGUUCAAUUUUCUCAGGAUGUCACCUCGACCAGAAGAAAAUUAGAAGAUGCUGGAUCAAUGUAUCCCAUCGAGAGUGUUUCCAACUAUGACAUUGCCAAUAACAAGUACAGUACUGUUUCAAAUCUGAAAGAAAAGGUUGAAUUCUUGGAAAUUAAAUUAAAAUUCAAUGGUUCCUGCAUUGAUCAAGAUGGAAUGGAGCUUCAACAAAAAGCAAAAGAUGUUUCUGCUAAAAUUUCAGAACUUUCUCAACAUUUUGAGUUGAAAAAUUAUCCAUUCUAUUCCACUUUGAAAACAAACUAUAAGGACAUGUAA
This is a messenger RNA of Naegleria gruberi, 1356 nucleotides long. RefSeq lists its product as uncharacterized. The coding region runs from base 1 to 1356 and encodes 451 amino acids. The record is from RefSeq and is a predicted model, not a curated record. Lineage: Eukaryota; Heterolobosea; Eutetramitea; Acrasida; Naegleriidae. The transcript has a single exon. Gene Ontology annotation, molecular function: zinc ion binding.